Messenger RNA from Amyelois transitella, 949 nucleotides. RefSeq lists its product as uncharacterized. NCBI's taxonomy places the organism in Eukaryota, Metazoa, Arthropoda, Insecta, Lepidoptera, Pyralidae. The record is from RefSeq and is a predicted model, not a curated record. The coding region runs from base 81 to 539 and encodes 152 amino acids. The transcript is spliced from 4 exons.
UCAGCUAAGGAGUUACGACCAUAACACGCAUUGUACAUAAAUUAGAAAAAAGAAAUAAAAAAAUUGUUAUCUGUGGAAAAAUGGCGGUCAAAAUAUUGUUGGUAUUUUUCGUAGCGAGUUUGGCGGGCGCUUACGGUGAAGACCUCUCGAACUAUCAAAUAAGCAGAAACCAGAUCGCAGGCGGGCCCGGCACCGGAGGCUACGGGAAUUACUACCCGGGGCAGUACCCCAUUGGGCCGGGGUACGGCGGGAACCCGGGCUUCCCUGGGGGAUACCCUCAGCACCCAGGAGCCGUGGGGCCGCCGGGAGCUCACCCUGGGUGUCCGUUAUGCGACUCAUCGGUGUACAGCUACUGUUCGAAGAAGCAGGCCCAUGAUGCAUGCUGCUGUAAUUCAGGAUUGUUCGGCUACGGCUGCCAAAAAGUGAACUGUAACUUCCUAUACGCGAACUCCUGUCAGGAGCACCAGCUCAUCACCAACUGUUGCUGCGUCGACCUCUACAAGGGGGGAGAGGCCGGCCCUCAGCCCGUGAUAGCUUAGAUUACACCUUUAUAGUUCCUUUGUAUGUUAAAUUUUAAAAUAUUAUGUCACAAUGUAAAUUAACACGUUUACUUCUGAAAACGCGCGUAGCAUAAUAAACACACUGUUAUGAUAAUAUAUUUAUAGUUCUUUUUGUAUUUAUUAAUGUCAAAUGACACGGUGCUAAAUAUUUUUUCAUUGUCAGAGUUGGAAACGAAAAGGGUUAAUAAAUUUGAGAUUCCUCUUGUAGGCGAUGGGCUAGCAACCUGUCACUAUUUGAAUCUCAAUUCCAUCCGUACAGCUGAACGUAGCCUCAGUCCUUACAAGACUGCUGGCUCUGUCUAUCCCGCAAGGGAUAUAGACAUCACUAUGUAUGUAUGUAUCUUCUGGUAGAAGGAAAGUAAUCGUAGUAAACGUGUUGAUACUUUAUG